Messenger RNA from Polyodon spathula (Mississippi paddlefish), 1492 nucleotides. Its product is annotated as GSK-3-binding protein-like. The record is from RefSeq and is a predicted model, not a curated record. The transcript has a single exon. Bases 92 to 562 code for a protein of 156 amino acids. Gene Ontology annotation, cellular component: cytoplasm. NCBI's taxonomy places the organism in Eukaryota, Metazoa, Chordata, Actinopteri, Acipenseriformes, Polyodontidae.
CGUUGAGAAGCGUGGUGAGAGCAAGAGGAGGUUUGGACGUCUCAUUCAUUUAAAAACAAAUUCACGCUUAAAACAUUAAAAGCCAGAUAAUAUGCCUUGUCGAAAGGAGAAUUACAUUCUUUUAGAGCAGUCUGUCACCGUGGACUCGAAAGAGGUGGACGCUCUAGUAACCAAAAUCGGCGAAGCAUUGCAGCUUCACAACAAUAGUACUACCACUGCUGCUAGUCAGAAAACAGUGUCAUGCCUUCAUAGUAACAACAACCACACCAAACAGAAUAAUGCAUCGCUUCAAAAACGAACCGGCUGCUGUAUUCGACUCGGAAAUCGGGCUAAUCGAAACCGGGGGAGCCCAUAUUCAAUACCUCAGGACACCAAUCAAGAGUGGGGGAGUUUGAGAACCUGGAAUCGAAAGAAAAUCGACGUUUCUCAGGACGACCCCCACCAGCUGCUUCAGGAAUUGAUUUUGUCUGGAAACCUGAUCAAGGAGGCAGUGAAACGCCUUCAGGUCUCUGCAGCAGAACGUGCAGAUCAUUCCAACACCGGCUAUGAUCUGCAAUGGUAAUGAUGUGACGGCUAUAUACAUGUUUUAAUUAAACCAACAACACCAACAAACAAUCGAAAGGAGUCGAUUAACUGUCACAGAAAAUUAAGAUUCCACCGGAGCUAUUUGUUAAACAAAGUACUACUUGUUACCUGUGUUUUUACAUUUUGUAACAUGCAGUUAAUAAAUACAGCAACCUUUUUAAGACACCGUUUUAAUUAUAUAUUUUUUGUAAAUCUUAAUGUUUUUUUUUUUUUUUUUUUUUUUUAAAGGACAUAUUAUGUACUGAUAUUUCUUACAAUCCUCGUUUUUUUUUUUUUUCUCGCGAAGGACUGAAACCUAUUUCUGGAGUGCAUUUUCUGUCAAUGGCGUGGCAGCUUCAUCUACAUUCUCUAUGUAUCACACAAGCCUGCAUGUUUACGUGUACCCGAUGCCCCGUGGGACAUUCGGCUUUCUGUUAAACAUCAAUAACAUGUUUUCUGUUUUUGAAGUUUGAGAAUCUUUUCAGAUGAAAACAGCACUUGCCUUGUUUACAGAGAUAAACAUGACCUUUUGUUAGGUGAAGUUAAAUGGUAACCCAAGGUCGUUAUUAAUAAUAAUGCACACUCCCCUAAUUGGAUACCAAGACGAAGUUGUUUUGCAGCCACUCACUAGGGUGCAGCUCAGGCGAACUGGCACGUCGCCCUGUUUCAACUGCUGGAGAGUCGGCUUUCCAAGAAUGACUACCAACUGUUCAGAAGUCAGUUGUUGUCGGACUGCCGUUUGUUGUGCUGUCACCGUGUUUAUUUAAUACAACCCAGGCAGCCCCAUUUGUUUUAAUAUCUCAUGAAUCCCAACGCGGUGUAAAUUGUGUUUACAUUUUGUACACUUCGCAACGAAGUAUUUCCACCGUUUCCUGAUUGUCCAGGAUUUUCUGCCUUUUAAAUAAAUACAUUUUUGUUUGUGGUUUUA